Messenger RNA from Funneliformis mosseae, 1197 nucleotides. Lineage: Eukaryota; Fungi; Glomeromycota; Glomeromycetes; Glomerales; Glomeraceae. The record is from the annotation of a GenBank genome assembly.
AUGGCAGCACGUGGAGGUGUCAAUGCAAAGGGUGAAAAUGUACCACAGCCUGUCAAAGUACAACGGUACUGGCCGGGAAAGGCUCCAAAAGGAGUAACGGAGUACUCGUCUUCUGAGGAAGAAGAAGAAGAACAUUUUGAAAGACAAAAGGAGAUAGAUCUAGUGACUUCCAUUCAAAAAAUCGAGAUAACUGAACAGGAAGCUGCUACAGAUCGUAGAUUGAGGAGAUUAAAAGAAGCAAAAGAGACAGCGAGCUCGCAAAUACUAGAUAGACGUAGGAGGCAUUUAGAAGACGACGAAAAUGAAGACUUACAAAAGGAUCAAAUACAUGUAGCCGAGGAUUUGCAAGAAGACGAAUUAGACGAUGAAGCCGAAAUUCGGCGUCGACAACUUAAAAGGUCUCGUGAAAGUGAUAGCGAGGAGACUUCAGAAUAUGAAACAGAUUCCGAAGAGGAAGAACAAUCAUCAAGAAAAUUAUUGAAGCCCGUAUUCAUACCAAAAGCGCAUAGAGAAACGGUGUUGGAAAGAGAAAGAAUGGCGAAAUUAGAAGAAGAAGCCGAACUCAAAAGAAUACAAGAACUUGAGGAAAGGAAAAAAGAAUCACAUGCGAUGGUUGCAGAAGUAGUUCAAAAAGCGUUGCAAAAAGAGGUGAAUGAGGAUACUGGAUUGCAAGAAAUUGAUGAUACUGAUGGCCUAGAUGAACAGGCAGAAUAUGAUGAAUGGAAAUUGCGUGAAUUAAGAAGAAUUAAGAGAGACAAAGAAGAAAGUGCAGCGAGGGAAAAAGAACGUGAAGAGAUUGAGCGCAGACGUAAUAUGUCUGAAGAACAUCGUAUGAAAGAAGAUAUGGAACGUAUCAAAAAACAGCGUGAAGAAAAACCCAAAAGUCAAUACAAAUUUCUACAAAAAUACUAUCACAAGGGCGCAUUUUAUUUGGAAAAUGAAGAUGUUUUUCAACGUGAUUAUACUAAAGCAACUCCAGACGAAGUGGCGCACAAGGAAGAUUUGCCCAAAGUGAUGCAAGUUAAAAAUUUCGGUCGUGCAGGGCAAACUAAAUGGACGCAUUUGGCAGAUCAAGAUACAUCAACGAAAGAUGUGCCUUGGAAUCAGAAAACGGAAAUUAAUAAGCGAACGAUAUCAAAAUUGGGUGGUUUACAUGGAGGUUUUGAUAAGCCCACAGCAAAGAAAAGGAAAUCAUAA